CACCCCCUUCCUCCCCACGCCACAGACCAGCAACAAACCAUGAGGCUGUUGUAUUCAUUUCCUCGUCCCAGGAUCUCCCUCCGCUACAUCUGGCCCUGGUCUUGGGCUGUGACUGCUCCCAAGAAGAUGGUAGCCAUGGCGAAGAAAGAAGCGGAACUGGUGAACGGCGGGGAGCCGCAAGGGAAGUUCGAGUCCGCGAACCGCCCGCCGUUCAAGAUCGGCGACGUCCGGGCGGCCAUACCGAGCCAUUGCUGGGUGAAGGACAAAUGGCGGUCCAUGAGCUACGUCCUUCGCGACGUCGUCGUCAUCGCCGCGCUUGCGCUCGCCGCCGGCCAUCUUAACAGUUGGAUCUUCUGGCAUGUCUAUUGGCUCGCCCAAGGCACCAUGUUUUGGGCCAUUUUUGUCCUAGGACAUGACUGUGGGCACGGGAGCUUCUCCGACAGUGUGCGGCUGAACAAUGUGGUGGGGCACUUGCUUCACUCCGCCAUUCUGGUGCCAUACCAUGGAUGGAGGAUUAGCCACAGAACUCAUCACCAGAACCAUGGGAACGUUGACAAGGAUGAAUCAUGGCACCCGUUAACCGAGAAGACAUACAGGGGAAUGGCUUCGUCCAGCCGAACGUUGCGUUUCAGGUUACCUUUCCCCUUGUUUGCCUUCCCUGCCUACCUGUGGUGGAGAAGCCCCGGGAAGGAAGGCUCUCACUUCCUGCCCAACAGCAAACUGUUUCAUCCGGAGGAGAAACAAGAUGUGAUGGUAUCGACCAUCUGCUGGUCAGCCAUGGUGGCAUCGCUUCUCAUUUUGUCCUGGGCGUACGGCCCUGUUGCGGUGCUCAAAUUCUACGGCGUACCACACUUGGUCUUCAUCAUGUGGUUAGAUCUGGUUACUUACCUGCACCACCAUGGCCACCGCGAAAGGCUCCCCUGGUACCGUGGCAAGGAAUGGAACUAUCUGCGAGGAGGGCUGACGACAAUGGACAGAGACUACGGGUGGAUAAACAACAUCCACCAUGACAUCGGAACUCAUGUCGUGCACCACCUCUUCCCCCAGAUACCGCACUACAACCUAGUAGAAGCAACAAAGGCUGCUAAGCCUGUACUCGGCAAGUAUUACCGAGAACCAGAGAAAUCUGGGCCUCUUCCACUCCACCUCUUUGGCGCUCUGCUCAGGAGUCUAAGAGUCGAUCACUUUGUCAGCGACGAGGGAGAUGUUGUCUACUACCAGACCGACCCUCAGCUGUCCGCUGGCUGGCAGCAAAAAUCCCAUUGAAGCAAGCCAGCCUCCGAUGUUACUGUUCGUGUCUUGAUGCCUUACACAGUAAAACUAGAGUAGUCGAUUACUGUAAUGGGCUUGGGCGAUCCGGAGAGAGAGAGAGAGAGAGCAACGAUGGUGGUGAACUCGAUUAAUUUUCUCUUCUUUACUUCAAAGAAAAAGAAGCUGUGGCGCGAAUAUAUUAUCUAGUCUCAUCAACUGCUGAACAAUGGUGCUGCAACAACAGCAUCUUCAUUUUGUCUUGAAAACUAUUUUCUUUGGAAUAAACAGUCGAUUCCCUUCGA
Molecule: messenger RNA, 1553 nt
Organism: Musa acuminata subsp. malaccensis (wild Malaysian banana)
Lineage: Eukaryota; Viridiplantae; Streptophyta; Magnoliopsida; Zingiberales; Musaceae
Product: fatty acid desaturase DES3
Biological process (GO): lipid metabolic process
Molecular function (GO): oxidoreductase activity, acting on paired donors, with oxidation of a pair of donors resulting in the reduction of molecular oxygen to two molecules of water
Source: RefSeq, a predicted model, not a curated record